AGGGCCGCUCCGGGCAACAGCAGGCAGGCUGGCGGAGGACUCGGUCCCGCCGAGGGGACGCGGGCGGGCUGGCGGAGGAGAAGGCCUGGCCGAGGGAACGCGGCCGUGAGGAAGAGAAGGCCUCGCUGAGGGGACGCGGGCGGGCGGAGGACCCGCCAGCUUCUUAGCCGGGACUCAGCGUGGGUCAGGCCCCGCCCCUGGAGCAGAGCGGGCGCGCGCAGGGCGGUAGUGCGGUCUCUGCGGCUAAGUGUGGCUGGUGUGAACGCAGAGAGCGUUCGCCUGCCUUUGCUGACACAUUAGUACAUGGAAAUAAACCCCGGGGCGAACGGCUUCCUCCCCUAACACCCGAAGCCUUGCAGCUGGACUGUGGGCCUUGCAGUGACCGCGACAGGCUGAUCCUGUCCUAAUGGACCCUCCGUGAAAGAUGUGGCAUCGGAGGAUCCUGCGGGAAUGGCAGGGUGGACGCUGUGACCUAGGGAGUAAAGACUUAAGCUUUGUGACUUUAUAGGUCUGAGAGGCAGCGCUCAAGAUGUGCGGACGAACAUCCUGUCACCUGCCUAGAGAUGUUCUCACAAGAGCCUGUGCCUAUCACGAUCGCCAGGGCAGGCAGCGGCUCCCGCAGUGGAGGGACCCGGAUAAGUACUGCCCCUCUUACAACAAGAGCCCUCAGUCGAGCAGCCCGGUGCUUCUCUCCCGACUGCACUUUGAGAAGGAUGUAGACUCAUCAGAGCGGAUAAUUAUUCCCAUGCGAUGGGGCCUGGUUCCAUCUUGGUUCAAAGAAAAUGAUCCUUCCAAGCUGCAGUUCAACACUACCAACUGUCGUAGUGAUACCAUAAUGGAGAAGCAAUCAUUCAAGGUUCCUCUGGGAAAAGGACGACGCUGUGUUGUUUUAGCAGAUGGAUUCUACGAGUGGCAGCGGUGUCAGGGAACAAGCCAGAGGCAACCCUACUUCAUCUAUUUUCCUCAAAUCAAGACAGAGAAGCCAGGUGGGAAUGAUGCUGCAGACAGCCCUGACAGCAAGGAAAAGGUCUGGGACAACUGGAGGCUGCUGACAAUGGCCGGGAUCUUUGACUGCUGGGAACCCCCAGAGGGAGAGCGCCUGUACUCCUACAGCAUCAUCACUGUGGAUUCCUGCAGAGGCUUGAGUGAGAUCCACAACAGGAUGCCUGCCAUACUAGAUGGAGAAGAGGCAGUUUCCAAAUGGCUGGACUUUGGUGAGGUCACCACUCAGGAAGCUCUGAAGUUAAUCCAUCCCAUAGACAAUAUCACCUUCCAUCCAGUUUCUUCAGUGGUGAACAACUCCCGAAACAACACUCCGGAGUGUCUGGCUCCUGCUGACUUGGUGGUGAAGAAGGAACCCAAGACAAGUGGCAGCAGUCAAAGGAUGAUGCAAUGGCUGGCUACAAAGUCACCCAAAAAAGAAGCGCCUGAAUCACCCAAAAAGGAUGAGUCAGGUGUACCGCAGUGGUCCAGCCAGUUUCUGCAGAAGAGCUCAUUGCCUGCUAAAAGAGGCACCUCCAGCAGCCUCCUGGAUCGAUGGCUGAAGCAGGAGAAGGAGGAAGAACCCGUGACCAAGCAGCCUCGCAGCUAGUACAGACUCCUACACCCCAGGCCUAAGUCUGACACAGGAACCAUGACCAUGACUAACAGUGACCUUUGAAGUCUCUAAAAGGAGGAUGGGGGUCCACAAUGACAAUUCCACCAGGAUCAUCACUAAGCUGAAUAACAUUACCCAAAGAUCGGCUUUGAACUACAAACUGCUCAGGACAAUUUCAAGGUGGCUAGCUGAGAUGAUGCAGGCUCACAGACUGCUCCAACCAGGACUUGAGAUAAGUUCUACAUUUUCCCAUUACACAGAGACUGAACAACAAAUGAUACAGCUACCUCUUUGUUGACUUCACCUACAUGCCCACGCAUAAAAAGCUCUGCUGUCUCCUAACCCUUGUUGCCACCUCUACAGGAUGGAUAGAGGCAUUCCCCACUUCCAGGGAAAUAGCAGGUGUGGUGGCUCAGGGACCUCUUGAACACAUCAUCCUUAAGUUUUGUGUGCCACAGACCAUCCAAAUGGACAACAGCCCAGCGCUCACUUCCAGGGUCACUGAGCUGGUGUUUUAAAGCCCUUAACAUCUAGAAACUCCACAUCCCAUACCACUCACAAUCCUUGGGAAAGGCUGAGAGGUCCAGUGAACACAUCAAACAACAGCUCCCCAAGCUCUCCACUGAACUCAGGUUAUUUCAGCCUCCCUCCUGCCUAUCGCCCUUACCUACCUCCAGGCCACCCCACACUCUCCUACAGGCCUAAGCCCUUUUGAGCUCCUUUACAGAAAACUGUUCCUCUUCAACCACCACCUCCAAGUCCAGACCCCUCCACUGGCUGGGUACCUACCCUAACUCUCUCUCUUAAUGAUCCCUUCUCUGUUCAUAUGCUGACAGCUAUCUCCCUGCCCCUAUGCCAAUGGACCCAACUGCUCAUGAGCCUGCCCCAUUCUCUCCAAGGGACAGGGUAUUCCUCAAUCAGUUAUCUCCUUAGUCUCUAGAGCCCAGUGAACAAGACCCUACACUGUGAUCCUCACCACCCCUUCAGCUGCCAAGCUUCUGGGACACCAGUGCUGGCACCACUUCUCUAGGCUCAAGUAUACAAAGGCGUGGUCAUUCCUUCAAAAGAGCACCCCAAAAGGUAACAAUCACUUGCUGUAAGCAAAAGAUGGUUCAAAGCCUAGGUGCUAUCACUCUGUUUUCCAGCCAGAUGCAGUGGCUCUGUGGAAUUUCUCACUGCAGGUAUGCCUCUUGUGGAGAUGACUGAGAACCCCUUGCAGCCAGCAGAGAGAAGAGGCGUGCUGCAGGCUGUGUGGCCAUGCUCGCAGCAGGUAGCAGAAGCUGGAAGACUGGUGGGGCAAACGUUAGAAAGGCAGUGGAGCAUCAAACUGAAGAACAGAUCACAAGUGCAGGGCAGUCAUGAUGGGGCUGAAGAAACCAGGAAAAGGGGUGUCCAGGAUCAUAAAUACAGCAUACGCUUGUGUCCUGAGCAUCCUACACAGAGACCGUGUCAUUGCAGUACAAAUACUCAAGACCAUAGCCCGAGUUGGUGGCAGUCAACAGCUUAUGACUCCUUCAGAACAUCACUGUCAGGACUUCUUUUUUUUUCCAUUUUGAAAUUAUGCUCAAUGUGCAUGCGAGUGCAUGUGUGCGUGCGUGUGCGUGCGUGUGUGUGUGUGUGCGUGUGUGUGUGUGUGUGUGUACUGAGACAUGCCACAGUGAGCAUGUGAAAGGCAACAACCCAAGAGAGAUGCUUCACUCCUUCCAUGAUGCAGAUCUGUAGUUGUUUUUAUUUUUUUUCCUCUUUAAACUUUUUGGGUGGACCUGCCACCCAGUUCCCAAAUGAA
This is a messenger RNA of Mesocricetus auratus (golden hamster), 3383 nucleotides long. It is a transcript of the gene Hmces, whose product is annotated as 5-hydroxymethylcytosine binding, ES cell specific. The record is from RefSeq and is a predicted model, not a curated record. Lineage: Eukaryota; Metazoa; Chordata; Mammalia; Rodentia; Cricetidae. The transcript has 7 exons. The coding region runs from base 530 to 1591 and encodes 353 amino acids. Gene Ontology annotation, molecular function: single-stranded DNA binding. Gene Ontology annotation, biological process: DNA damage response.